UAGAUCCAGUCAAUGCUGCCUCCUUUGGAAAACUCAUACGGUCAAUCUUCAUGGGAUUACGAACCAGAAGACUGGGAACCAGGGGGAACUCCAAAUACCAUUAUUAUGGGAUUCGUGUCAAACCAGAUUCUCCCCUUAAUCGGCUACAAGAGGACAUGCAAUAUAUGGCUAUGAGACAGCAACCCAUGCAGCAGAAACAGAGGUGCAAGCCUGUGCAGAAAGUGGAUGGAGUUGCAGAUGGUUUCACAGGAAGUGGUCAACAGACAGGCACAUCUGCUGAACAAACCAUAAUUGCCCAAAGUCAACAUCAUCAACAGUUUUUAGAUGCAUCUCGAGUACUUCCAGAGUUUGGAGAAGUUGAAAUAUCUUCUCUGCCAGAUGGUACUACCCUUGAGGACAUAAAAUCACUGCAAAGUCUUUACCGAGAGCACUGUGAGGCAAUAGUGGAUGUUGUUGUGAAUCUUCAGUUUAGCCUGAUAGAAAAAUUGUGGCAAACUUUCUGGCGCUAUUCUCCCUCUGCUCCAGCUGACGACACAGCUAUUAUUGAUCUGAGCAAUCUGAGUGAAAUAGAAAGUCGACUUCCAAAAGGAAAACUGAUCACUCUGUGCAAAAAUGAGUCUAUUCUGAAAUGGAUGGGUAAUUGUGACCAUGUGAUGUACCAGGCUUUGGUGGAGAUUCUCAUUCCUGAUGUCCUUAGACCUAUUCCUAGUGCCUUGACCCAAGCCAUUCGCAAUUUUGCAAAAAGCCUUGAAGGUUGGCUUUCCAGUGCCAUGAACAAUAUUCCACAGAGAAUGAUACAAACCAAGGUUGCCGCUGUAAGUGCCUUUGCCCAGACUUUGAGAAGAUACACAUCUCUUAAUCACCUGGCUCAGGCAGCUCGGGCUGUGCUUCAGAACACUUCUCAGAUCAACCAGAUGCUCAGUGAUCUCAAUCGUGUUGAUUUUGCCAAUGUACAGGUAAACCGUGGCUUAAAAAACCAGACUUUUAAAAAAUUGUUAUUUCCCCCCAAAUUUUUAAUUUUGAUUGUUAUUUCUUAUUAUUCCAUCAAGAAAGCAAAGUGGGAACAGUUUGUUGAUUUUUAUAUAUGCAGUGAUUCAGCUGAAACUUUCCAGCUUCACUUUGGCCAUAAGGAAAACAAAACCUCCGAUCCAUUAUCUAUUUCCAUUUUCUCUGAAGGUUUCUUAUCUUUCAGACCAUGCAUUCUGCCAAUUUUUAUUUAAUGCAGAUGGAAAUGUAGAGUACAUGUGUUCUUAUAAUGAACAGCAUGAACAAUGCCUGAAGAUGAAAUAUUGGAUAGUAGCAUAGCUUCUGUUCUUCCAUAAAAAAUAUUGAUCAUACAGCACUAUUUCUAGUACAGAUUUCUAUUUCUGUUUUCUACAUAUUUCUAGUACAGAUACUAUAUCUCUAGUACAGAGGUGGUGGGGAGAGAGCUAGGUGGGGUAGCACAGAGAGGGAGCGGGGGCUAAGACCAAGACAGAGGGAGACUGAGAAGCGUGAUUGCAACAGGGAGGCAGGGUGUCCAAGUCUGAGGGGGAGGGGAA
Molecule: messenger RNA, 1541 nt
Organism: Phalacrocorax carbo (great cormorant)
Lineage: Eukaryota; Metazoa; Chordata; Aves; Suliformes; Phalacrocoracidae
Source: RefSeq, a predicted model, not a curated record